AUGGACCCCGUCAUCAUAACGCCGGAUGACGUAGUUGAGGCGGUCCGUAGGGCUCCGAACUGGAAAAGUCCGGGGCUCGACGGGCUGCAUCACUACUGGCUGAAGGGGUUCGUGGUGUGUCACACUGUGCUCGCCCGACAGUUUCAAGAGGCUCUCGACCAGAAGUCGCUCCCGAGCCUCUUCACUACUGGGAUCACUCAUUUGGUUCCUAAAGAUCAGGAUACCACAGAUCCGAGCAAAUACCGCCCCAUCACGUGUCUACCCACGAUAUACAAGAUACUAACAUCCAUUUUGAGCGCGAGAAUCAGUUGUCACCUGAACUCAAAUCAGGUGAUGUCGCGCGCUCAGAAUGGAUGUAGGGGCGGUGGUCGUGGAACCAAGGAACCACUCCUCAUUGACGCGGUCAUUGGCAAGGUGGUUAAACGCAACCGUCGGAACCUCUCCGCCGCCUGGAUAGACUACAAAAAGGCAUUCGACUCCGUGCCUCAUACAUGGCUUAAGAGGUCCUCGAGCUGUACAAGGUUAACUGUACAGUUCGAGACUUCCUCGGGCAGUGUAUGGGGCAGUGGAGUACGAUCCUUUGUCAUCUAG
Parnassius mnemosyne (clouded apollo) is the source of this 591-nucleotide messenger RNA. The record is from the annotation of a GenBank genome assembly. Lineage: Eukaryota; Metazoa; Arthropoda; Insecta; Lepidoptera; Papilionidae.